Molecule: messenger RNA, 795 nt
Organism: Populus euphratica (Euphrates poplar)
Lineage: Eukaryota; Viridiplantae; Streptophyta; Magnoliopsida; Malpighiales; Salicaceae
Product: transcriptional regulator SUPERMAN
Exons: 1
Coding region: 98-679 (193 amino acids)
Source: RefSeq, a predicted model, not a curated record
UUUAUCUCGUAUACUGAUUCAAAAAAAAAUCGGUGGGCAAAUAUUUACUAUCGCAACAAGAUUUUCAAUUUCUUGGUGUGUGUGCGUGUGUGUGUGUAUGGAGUCGGCAAAACAACAAAGCUCGGAGACUUCAAGUACUGAAGAAAAUUAUGAUCGUCAAGAACAAGUCAAAGAGGACUUAUCAAGCCGGACAACAAUCUCUGCUAAACGCUCAUAUGAAUGUUCUUUUUGCAAGAGAGGCUUCACCAACGCGCAGGCCUUAGGGGGGCACAUGAACAUACACCGCAAAGAUCGAGCUAAUCGAACCAAAGACAAGCAACUUGCAAAUUCUUCGUCAGUAUCAAGCAAAGCCAGCGAGGAAAUCAAGAAUCCUAGAUAUAUGGUACCAAAUUCAAGUGAACCCACGAAGUACUAUCCGGUUUCGGAGGCUCAAGGGAAUUAUGGAAUGUAUUUUCAGCAACCAGGAUCUAGCCCUAGAGACCCAUAUAGUUACAAACAUGACAGUCAUGAUUUUCUUGUGCCGAGAUCUGAUCAAUCCUUGAGCAUGAAUGAUGAGCUUUGGGGUACAAGUAUAGGCUUGCAAAUUGGAUCUUCCAAUAUACAAGAUAACGGAGGGAAUAGGAGGGUUUCUGACGAUGAUGAAGUCGAUUUGGAGCUUAGACUUGGCCAUGACCGCUAAUGAGUCACACGGGUAAAUCUCUCUUUAAAGAAUGAAGAAAAUGUCUUGUACAAAGGUUACGUACUUAUUUGCUGGUACUGUUUGAUAGGGAAGGGUAUUUGUGGAUUCCAUGAAGA